CCCCUUCAUAGGUCCCUCUCCUUACUACUAGUGCUGCAUUCCCUCUCCAGCCAGGAUUCCCAGCAGAACAUGGCACCAUCCCUCUGAUCUACCAUGAGACUAUUCCCCGGCAAAUGGCUCAGGAAGAAGAACACUUGGCUUUUCCUACUUUUCUGGCUGUGCUGCUGGCUCUUUGUCACCACUUUCCUCUUCGUACACCGGACUGUGUUCUCUGAUCGCUGCACCGAUGAGGAGAGUAGGAAGAUCCUGGCACGACUGUGUUAUGAUUACACUGAUGGAGCUGUGACUGGAGACCUAUGUGAAGACCUGUGUGUGACAAAGAAGUUGGUUUAUAAACAUUGUCUAUAUUACCACCGGGGAAAAAAGGUUAUACAUGCUGACUGGCAAGGCAAUUCAAUCAUUCUCAAGUCAAAAAAUGAUGCCUUUUCUGAAUUCCAGGCUCCUGUCUUAUCAAAUGGGCCAGAUCCUCAGAGUCCAUCAGACACUGAAUUGCUUGUGAUGGUAGCUUUGGAAAUUAAAAAUGCUCUGGGUUUGGACUUACCGAACAAUACUAUAAUGCCCAUUUGGGCUGAAAGGAAGAAGCAGCAGAACUGGAAAGUGGAGCUCGCCAGUAUGUGGUCUUUAUUUCAACAAGAAGAGUACCUGCUCUUUAACUUGUUACAAGACUUUAGCAGACAUGUCCUACAGGUCAUUGGAACCUGUGGCCACUUCUACGCAGUUGAAUUUCUGAGUGCUGGACACUCUUGGAAUCAAAAUAUCUUCUCCUUAGAAGAAGUGGUUGGUCAGUGCAAAACAGGUGAGGAAAAGAUGAACGCUCUCCUUGAUAUUGCCAUCAGUUUCUUACAUAUGGUCCAUCAGUUUGAUACCGAAUUUUCUCAUCGGCUCCAUCUUUGUGAUGUCAAACCGGAGAACUUUGCCAUUAGAAGUGAUCUUACUGUAGUUGCCAUUGAUAUGGAUAUGGCAUUUUUUGAGCCCAAAAUGCGUAACAUACUGGAACAAAAAUGUCAAUCUGAUAAGGACUGCAACUUCUUUGACUGUUUUUCAUCUUGUGAUUUAAAGACAUACAUGUGUGGAGCACAAAGAGAGAAUAACAAUCUGCAAGUUAUCUGUGACAAGAUAUUCCGUCGCUGGUUCAGUCUGAGCAUCAUGGAGUCUACUGGUCCUUAUCCCCUACAAGCUGAACUGCACAGAGUCGUGAAGCAAUGUGCUCAGUCUGCAAAUGAGGAGACAUUUUUUAUCCAGUUAUAUAAUUUACUGCGGUUAAGUCAAAAGGAGCUACAGAGAAGAAUUAUGUGA
Molecule: messenger RNA, 1296 nt
Organism: Nanorana parkeri
Lineage: Eukaryota; Metazoa; Chordata; Amphibia; Anura; Dicroglossidae
Gene: DIPK1C
Product: family with sequence similarity 69 member C
Exons: 4
Coding region: 94-1296 (400 amino acids)
Source: RefSeq, a predicted model, not a curated record